Molecule: messenger RNA, 1029 nt
Organism: Eruca vesicaria subsp. sativa (arugula)
Lineage: Eukaryota; Viridiplantae; Streptophyta; Magnoliopsida; Brassicales; Brassicaceae
Source: the annotation of a GenBank genome assembly
AUGAUACGAAGCAUGAACCAGGCGACCAGCGAGCAUCUUAAAUGGAAGGCUAGCGAAGGCAUAUUCGACCUUAGGGAUGCAGUUUCAAGUUUGAUAGCAUCCUACAUGACACCGAAGCUGAUAUGUAACCUCAAACCAGGGACUCAAGCAGAACUUAUAGACUAUUUCAAGGCCUUUAAUAUUGAUUGGUUUAGGUCACCCUUUGCUCCCUCCACCUGGAAGAUUAUCUACAAAGUCCUUAAGGCACGCAGAGAAGCAAUGCAGGUGAUAAAGGACGCUCUCAAGAAGAGAAAAGAGUCAAGAGAAAAUCACGGAGACUUCCUAGACACGUUACUAGAGGACAUGGAGAAAGAAGACAGCAUUUACGACGAGGCGUCUGUUAUAAACCUUCUCUUAGUUAUUGGAGUCGUCUCUAAAGAUACUACUUCUGUCGCUACUGCCUUGAUGGUGAACUUGCUAUCCAAAAACCCAAAUGUGAUUGCAGAGUUGAAGAGAGAGCAUGAUGCGAUCUUACAAAAGAGAGAAGAUAAGGAAGCUGGACUUAGCUGGGAAGAAUAUAAAUACAACAUGACUUUCACCAACAUGGUUAUCAAUGAGUCGCUUCGGUUGUCAAACUUGGGUUCCAUAUUAUUCAGAAAGGCCCUGAAAGAUGUCGAAAUCAAAGGCGAUUAUAUGGGUAAAUUAUACAUGUCAACAGGAUAUACAAUUCCAGCGGGAUGGAUCGUGGCCGUUGCACCAUCUGUGGUUCACUAUAACUCUGAAAUCUAUGAGAAUCCGUUGGAGUUCAAUCCCUGGAGAUGGGAGGGGAAAGAUUUGCGGUCAGUGACUAAAACUUUGAUGGUGUUUGGAGGUGGAACAAGACAGUGUGUAGGAGCAGAUUUUGCGAGGCUUCAAAUGACAGUCUUCCUUCACCAUCUUGUGACCACUUACGAUUUCUCGGUGGUCCAAGAAUGUGAGAUGACUCGGACACCAUUACCUUGCUUCACCAAGGACCUGCUUAUAAACAUCUCCCCAAAGUCUCCCAAGUGA